This is a messenger RNA of Topomyia yanbarensis, 1726 nucleotides long. RefSeq names its product probable chitinase 10. Gene Ontology annotation, cellular component: extracellular region. NCBI's taxonomy places the organism in Eukaryota, Metazoa, Arthropoda, Insecta, Diptera, Culicidae. The transcript has 2 exons. Bases 246 to 992 code for a protein of 248 amino acids. The record is from RefSeq and is a predicted model, not a curated record. Gene Ontology annotation, molecular function: chitin binding.
GAAACAAAAGCUUCGUGAAACAAAAGCUUUCAUCCUGCACUAUCGAUCAUAAGGGACAUUUGAUGUAUCACUUGCGAUAAUCAACGUAAAAGGUUAUAUUUUGCAAGAAUUGCAGAAAACCAUGAUUGAUUACAAUUCGAGGGCGCAUGUAUUAUAAAGGCGAUUAACCCAAGCCCCGUUCAGUCAGUAUUAAUUUGGCCUCUGGGCGGUUUUGAAGUAUAAUGCUGUUGAAUUAAAAACAUCCAAUGAAGAAAAUGAUAAGAGUUUGGUUUAUGGUAAUCCUAGUUGUAAGCAUAAAUUAUCACGUCACAGCACAGGAAGAUAACCCAUGCCGAGGAAACGAAGGAGUACAUAGAGUUCCCGAUCCAGCCGAUUGCACUCGAUUCUUCUUGUGCAUAGGCGAAGAAUCCUUUCCUACGCAAUGUGGUCCUGGAUUGAUAUUUGACGUUCUCACUGGCCACUGCAAUGAAGAAUCAGUUUCAGUGUGUGUUCAAGAAAUUGAAAGUCCACCAACACCAUCCGGUCCAGGUGAAGGCACAACGUCGCCAGGAGUGACGACACCAUCGGACAUUCCUGAAGCUCCCACGCCAACACCAGGACCAACUACUGUGGCACCUACAGCUCCAACACCUUCGCCAACACCUUCACCAGCCCCAACAACUACGACUGUACCUGAAGCUCCAACACCUUCACCAACUAUAGCGCCGCCACCGAUAACGACUACAACGACACCAGCACCAACUCCGGCACCCACCACUCCACCAACGACCGUCCCCACGCCGGCUCCCACAACCGCUCGUCCACCUGGAACACCCGAUUGUCCAGUUAACGAAGAAUUCUAUGCUCCACACCCGGAUUGCACCAAGUACUAUCGUUGUUACUUCGGACGCCUGUUCGUGAUGACGUGUCCCCCUAAUCUACACUGGAACCAGGAGCAGUUGUUCUGUGAUCACAUUUGGAAUGUCCCGUGCCCAUCUGCGUGGGUAUUCUAAUCGCGUGCACUCUGCUAAUUGACGUCGUAAUCUAAUCCAUAAUCGCCAGAUAUCUCGUGCGGAAAUACGUGUGCAGUUUUACGUUGGGCCAUAAUUUGAUAACGUGAUUUAUUUAUUAUUGUGCAAUUAUUGGGGAAAUACAAGUGGUGCCAGCUCGUUCGUGAAUUAUAACACUUCACAUUCAGUCCUCAGAGAAUGUAAUUGAUAAUCAGGGUGAAUAUUUCGAAUAAUGUAAUCAAGACAGGUCAAAUAAACAUGUUAGGACAUAAGACGUUGCUGAUAUAAUCGCUUUUGUUUGGGUUUGGGUCUGGCCUCCUUGGAUCCUCAUCCGGUGCGAAACUCGACUUUCUGUUUCGACAGACUUUGCUGCCGAUUUUAAAUUACAGGACAAUUGCAGGGCUAGUACUACGAUCCUACUGACUACUAUGAAAUCCUGUCUAGCUGAGGCUCGAACGUUCGACGUGUAGCUUAUGCAACCAGCGCCUUACACCCUAAACCGUCAGAUCAGAUCAUCAACUGUUCACGUUAUAUCUAGGAUGCUAUAUCGCAUCACAUGCGAAAAUUGAGAUAACACAUCGUGCAAUAUCAAAUAAACAGACUAAUUAAAAAAAUCAAGCGCAAUAUAAGUGUCAUACGAAACUUGCUGUACCUAAAAGUAAUCGCUAAUGUGAUCCUUUGCAGUUAUCACUCAUUUUCAUACAACCGUUAAUUGCAAUGAAAAUAAAAAUAUUGCU